AUGCAGCGCCUUGAGCUACGGCCACAUCCUCCGACAGAUUGUGUGUUGUUUCACAUCACGUGGGGCGGUUGGCCGGCACUGGAUCUUGCUGGCCUCGACCGAAGUGACGCCCUCGUCCUCUCAAUCGAGCUCUUACCUCCCGAUCCGGAGGGCCUCAUUUCAGACGACGAAGAUGAGGAUGGAAGAGAGCAGCUAAGUCAUCUUCUGCACAAGGUCUCUGAAGACGUGUUUCGAGCCGACUCGGACGAGUUUCGCGCCUUACAGUUCUCUGCAGCGUCACCAGGAUCUCCGGGGCAAGACGUUUAUGGCAAGAUCGGAUGCUGCUACUUCGAUCACGUUGUCGUCAACGAUGAGAACUAUAAUCUGCGCAAGCUCGUUAUUCGCAACGCCCCAGUCAUGUUCUAUGACGUCCCUCCUGAGCAACUAUCUGUUCCCAACUCUCUGUACGCCGAACAGCAAUGCAUCCUGGUCGCAAACUCCGCGUGCCUCUGGGAAAGCAGCCCAAGUGACUGUUGUCUAGGCUUGGACCUGGAUCGGCAGACAGUGCGGUGGGGAAUAGGUCCAUGGCCGGUCGCUGGCAUACGAGAGCUCGUCAUCGUGUUCUGGACCGGAGAUCCUGACACCCCUUGGCUCCCACCUUGUUAUCACUCCACUGCAAGUCCACGCACUCGUUCAGAACUCGAAAGCUCGUCUGAAGGGUGUUCUGCCAUGCAACAUGUUCUAGACGGCAUGAUGAAAAUGAUUCGGUCUUUCGAUAUAUCGGUGAAACACAAGGUAGCCAUAACAUUGGUGAACAUCAAGGCCUGUGCUGGCACGAUUUCUCGCACUCGAUGGACUUACGAUGCUCAAGACCCUUUGUCACCUGAGAACUACCUUCGAACCCAUUACGCUAAGUGGUUUGACGAAUGCAACACCAAGCUCCCCACCAUUCGCCUUCCCACAAUGCAAGAGUGGAUUGAUAGCGGUGAUGCAGACGACGUCUUUGCAUCCCAUGAACUGGCACCGUUCCUCACCACUCCGGCAAACGCCAAGUAA
Trichosporon asahii var. asahii CBS 2479 is the source of this 1035-nucleotide messenger RNA. RefSeq lists its product as uncharacterized. The transcript has a single exon. The record is from RefSeq and is a predicted model, not a curated record. Lineage: Eukaryota; Fungi; Basidiomycota; Tremellomycetes; Trichosporonales; Trichosporonaceae. The coding region runs from base 1 to 1035 and encodes 344 amino acids.